Molecule: messenger RNA, 2600 nt
Organism: Cygnus olor (mute swan)
Lineage: Eukaryota; Metazoa; Chordata; Aves; Anseriformes; Anatidae
Gene: APOBEC2
Product: apolipoprotein B mRNA editing enzyme catalytic subunit 2
Exons: 3
Coding region: 223-891 (222 amino acids)
Biological process (GO): cytidine to uridine editing
Cellular component (GO): nucleus; cytoplasm
Molecular function (GO): cytidine deaminase activity; RNA binding
Source: RefSeq, a predicted model, not a curated record
UAGGGAAGGAGACGACAUCUGAGAGCCCUGGGUCACCCUACCCAUCCAGCCUCUAUCAUUGCUGCUUUGUUCCAUAUUUAGCCCCUGACAACUGCGUGUAGUGCAGGAACUCCCAGCUCUGUUUUUUCCCUCCCCCCUCUGCUGUCUCCGCUCCCUGAGAGCUUUCAGAAAUUGCUUUCUUUUUCCCUGUGGCCUUAACUUACUGUCCCUAUACCCAAGAAGAUGGCAGAAAAGCAGGAGGAGCCCAGCAACGCUCAGAACGGUGAACCUGACAACGCAGAAGAGGGCGAGGGAAAAAAGAAGAAGAAGGUGAAGCGGGAAGACCUGCCACCCUUUGAAAUCGUGACAGGGGAGCGCCUCCCAGCCAUAUUUUUCAAAUUCCAGUUCAGGAACGUGGAAUACAGCUCAGGCAGGAACAAAACCUUCCUGUGUUACGUUGUCGAGACCCAAGGCAAAGAGUCAGUGACUUCUCGGGGCUACCUGGAAGAUGAGCACGCAGCUGCCCACGCAGAAAUUGCUUUCUUUAACACAAUUUUGCCCAAGUGCGAAUCAAGUCUCCGCUACAACGUGACCUGGUACGUCUCCUCCAGUCCCUGCGUGACCUGCGCUGAUCGGAUAACCGAGACCCUGAAGAAGAACAAGAACCUGCGCCUGACGAUCAUGGUAGGGCGCCUCUUCAUGUGGGAAGAGCCAGAAAUGCAGGCUGCUCUGAAAAAAAUGAAGUCAGCUGGCUGCAAGCUGAGGAUUAUGAAGCCUCAAGACUUUGAGUAUGUCUGGCAGAACUUUGUGGAACAGGAGGAAGGAGAGGAAGCAAAGGCUUUCGUGCCGUGGGAGGACAUUCAAGAGAACUUCCAGUAUUAUGAGGAAAAGCUGGCUGAGAUUCUGCACUGAAGCUCACGACCAAUUCAGGAAAGAUCUGCGAAGAGAGACGUGGCAGACUUGGCAUCUAGGACACUCCUGCUUUCCGAAGCUUCGACUCCAGCAGGUGCAGUACUAACUCCUGCAAGAUUAGGCUCUGAUGGAUUACCAAUACAUGUACAACACCUUUGGUGUCUGGGAUUUUCUGGUUUAUUUUUUGUUCUUCUGCACCCACCCUCCCUCUCCCCCUCCCAAAACAAACCUGUGCUGCCUCUGCUGUAAGAAAAGGCAACAAACUGCGUGGUUUAAGCCUCGAACAAAAUGGAUCGCAGUGAAUCUACAGGACAAGGGUGUAGGCCUCGCAUACCAGGACUACUUUAGGAGAAGAGAUCGUAGAACAAAGCUGCUGAUUAGAUAAACGUAUCUAGAAAGAAUAUACUUCAUAAAUAUUAAAAAGAAAGGGAGUUAAGAUGAAUAAAAAAGUUUUUAUUCUUUGUCCUUCUCAAUAAUAGUAACUGUGAUUUAAAUUAGGGUUAACUCAUCGAUUGUACAAUUAUGACGGAGCCAACAGUACUUGAUUUCAAAUGCAUCAAAUACCUUUUUCCCCCUUGUUCAAUGAUGUCUGUGAUAUAAAUCUGGGAAGAGGAAAGUGAAAUAAAAUUGGAAGCCACUGAAAAGAAGUAAAGCAUUGUUAUUCCUUCUCUAUUUCAAAGAGGUCCUAAAAUUAAUCUGACAAGUGAGACAUCCUGGGACAGCCACGUAUGAAAUGUUUCCUUCCAAAGCGCAGCAUGACGAGAAGGGAGCGUUACGCAGUGCCAGAAAGUUUCAUGAGUAUGUGCAAGCAUGGAGACACAGAGAGGGAAAGAGGGGCAUCGUGCUUUCCAUGUAAAACAAGACUCAGACCAAACAAAGGUCACGGGGAAGCUCAUCAGCUAGAAAACCGAGUCAGACAGGGGUUGUUCUUCCAAUUACUUUUUGAUGUUGCUGCAUUGUCGCGGGCUGGAAGGGUGCUACACCCACACACCCCCUGACUGCAGAAGUCUCUUCACUCGACUGCACUCAAUUCUGGCACAAACUUUCCAGGCAACAAAAACAAGCAGCAGUGAGAACACCUUUGUGCAGCCACUGUGGAUUUCGUGUCUUUGCCACUAGCUCUAAGAAACAAACAUAAAUAAGCACAGGAACUAAAUCAAUGAGCAGUCCUGAUGUUCACUCAUGAUCGGCUCAAUACUCCCAGUUCCUACUUGCUUUACUCAGUUUAUUUCUCUGAGUUGUGGAUUCAGCUAUAGCAAGAAGUUCACAAAAAAAAAGGACAGUCAACAGAGAGGAACAGUAUGAAGCUCUUAAAGACAAACAGAAUUUGCAGAUCUGCAUAAACAAAGAAAACAUACAAUACAGAUUCAUCCACAACACACAAAACAGAAAAGGCUCCGCACGCUUAACAGGUCACAAAAAGUAACUAGGAACCCUAUUUUACAACAACAAAAUCUUGACUGUCUUAUCUAUUAGGUUUAUUCAACAUAUUUGGCAUUUUCACAAGCAUUCAGCAUGACAGAAGUCAAAAGAUUUGGUAUUAUGGGACAGUGGGGAAAAAAACAAACAAGGGAAAUGCCGAGAGUUCUUCAGCACUGGAACCUAAUUUUCCAAACUCCAGUGUACAGCAGUGGUUCAAUACACUGAUUUGUGUUUAUUUGGUGACAACAAACACCAAACUGCACACAACAGCUCAACUACAAAAGCAG